CUUGAGGGCUGCCUGAAGGGCAGCAUGCAAAGCCAAUGGGAGGCCGUGCUUCCCAGGCUGCAGCGUUAUAAGAGCCUGUCGGUUCCAUUUGAGCUUAACUCUUUAAAGGUGGGUUCGGGCCCCGUGAGAAAGUAGUUAGUAGUAAAUGUGCCACGUCUUCUAACAAGGGGAAGUCCUGAACUUGCCUGAGGCCGGUAUCCCUAAGCCUUGAACUAAGCUCUUAAAUCUAUGAAGUUGAGGGCCCUUUCGCUGCUGUUGUAGGGACUUCUUUCCUGCUUCAGCAACAUGAGGCUUAUCUUGUGGAACACGGUCUUGACGCUGUUCGUCACUUCUUUGAUUGGGGCUCUGAUCCCUGAACCAGAAGUGAAAAUUGAAGUUCUCCAGAAACCAUUCAUCUGCCAUCGCAAGACCAAAGGAGGGGAUUUGAUGUUGGUGCACUAUGAAGGCUACUUAGAAAAGGACGGCUCCUUGUUUCACUCUACUCAUAAACAUAACAAUGGUCAGCCCAUUUGGUUUACCCUGGGCAUCCUGGAGGCUCUCAAAGGUUGGGACCAGGGCUUAAAAGGAAUGUGUGUAGGAGAGAAGAGAAAGCUCAUCAUUCCUCCAGCCCUGGGAUAUGGAAAAGAAGGAAAAGGUAAAAUUCCCCCAGAAAGUACACUGAUAUUUAAUAUUGAUCUCCUGGAGAUUCGAAAUGGACCAAGAUCCCAUGAAUCAUUCCAAGAAAUGGAUCUUAACGACGACUGGAAACUCUCUAAAGAUGAGGUUAAAGCAUAUUUAAAGAAGGAGUUUGAAAAACAUGGUGCGGUGGUGAAUGAAAGUCAUCAUGAUGUUUUGGUGGAAGAUAUUUUUGAUAAAGAAGAUGAAGACAAAGAUGGGUUUAUAUCUGCCAGAGAAUUUACAUAUAAACAUGAUGAGUUAUAGAGAUACAUCUACCCAUUUAAUAUAGCAUUCACCUUUAAAGAGAGGGCAGUCGUCUUUAAAGAAUAUUUGAUUUUUUAACAAUGUUCUUUCUUGCUUUGUUUUUUUGUUUGUUUUUAUCUAUUUUUCUGACCCCUAUGUAAAGAAUCCCUUAGGGUUUCUAACUAUCCAUUUCUUUCUGUAAGUUAUUGGGAAGAAAAAUGUAAUUUGUCUUUGAAUAGAAGACUUCUGGACUGUUUUUCACUUUCACCGAUAGGAAGCUUUGUUUUACUUUCUUACUUGUAAAUUUAAAAUUUUGCAACUGGAAGUUUACCAGGACAUGAGACCAGGUUAUAGCACAAAUUAGCCGUCUAUAUUUCUGCUUUCCUCUAUUUCUCCAAGUUAGAGAUCAACAUUUGAAAAGCCUUUUGCAAUAGCCCAAGGCUUGCUAUUUUCAUGUUAUAAUGAAAUCAUUUGUCUGUUUAACAACUGGCUCUGAGUCUCGGCUCGAGGACCAGAGGAAAAUGGUUGUUGGACUGGACUUGUUAAGGGCUAGUAAGCCUUUUUUACUAAGGAGAUGUGCAAUGCCAAAGUUAGAAACAAGGUUAAUAACUUAUAUAAAUAUGUAUGCAUUGAAACAUUCUACCUAGGACCUAAGUGGAUGAAGUUUGGCUCCUAGUGACUGGUGGCCUAUUAUGAUAAAUAGGACAAAUCAUUUAUGUAUGACUUUCUUUGUAAUAAAAUAUAUCAAUAUGUUAUAAAUGAGGUAGAGAGUUACAUUUAUAUUCAAUGUUUAUUUCUUAAGCCUAGCAGAUUAUCCUUCCUGGUUCUUUAAUGGGUAGUCUAUAGUAUAUUAUACUACAAUAACAUUGUAUCACAAGAUAAAUUAGUAAACCAGUCUACAUUUUCCCAUUUCUGUCUCAUCAAAAACUGAAGUGGGCUGGGCGUGUCAGCUCAUGCCUGUAAUCCCAACUUUGGAAGGCCAAGGAGGGUGGAUCACUUGAGGUCAGGAAUUUGAGACCCACCUGGCCAACAUGGUGAAACCCCAUCUCUACUAAAAAUACAAAAAUUAGCCAGGCAUGGUGGUGCACACCUGCAGUCCCAGCUACUACUUGAGAGGCUGAGAAGACAGUAUCCACAAGGCAGAGGUUGCAGUGAGCUGAGAUCGUGCCACUGCACUCCAGUAAGGGUGUCAGAGAAAGACUCUAUCUCAAAAAAAAAAAAAAAAGGAGGGGGAGCUACAGCAGCUACUAUUGAAUACCUAUCCUGGGUUUAAAAAAAGAAAAAAAAUUGUAAUUUUAUUUUAAAUUGGCUUUUAUCUUUAAUUAUUUUUUUUAAAAAAAGUUAUCAAAUCUUCAUUUUCUAAGAAUAGCCCUUUAUAGUAUACAAAAUGAUAUUAAGGGCAUUAUUAUCUUUGAUUUUCAUGGCUCUGAGGUUGUAAAACAAGCUGGUGGAGUUUACUAUGCCUAAUUUAUAAAUGAGGAAAUUAUCAUUCAAAAAGAUUGUUAUGCCCAGGGUCAGCACUAACCUACAGAACCAGUAUUCAGUCCCCAAGUUCAAUGUCUUCUACUGCCCUCUACUAAUAAAAAAGUGAAAAUUUUCCUUGGGCCUAAUUCUGUCUUCAGUUUGCUGUUCUGUUAUCUUUGAGUCUUCGUUCUCUGAAAAUGGUUUUCUGCCUGUUUCUGGCUCAUUAGAAUUCUCACUAUGAUAUAGAAAUGGCUCCAGUUUCAUAGCAUAAUCUUGUAGUUAGCUCUGAACUGCCUCAAAAACCCUGAACAAUGAGAGGUUCAUGGUGUGUUUUACUUCUUUUAUUUCUAUUUAUCCUCGUUUGUUGUUUUUAAGGAGUUAUGAACAAGUAUUACAUCAUAUGUAGACCACUUUCACUGAUUAUACAUUGACAUUUUCCUCACUAAAAUAUAAAGUUCUUAGGAAGAAUAUACUGUAACACUGUUCUCCAACAAAAUCAGCUGUAUGUUGAAACCAUUAAGUCAUUGCUAAUGUUUUAAGCCCUCAUACAGAGAGCCUUAUGCUCUAUGAUGGGAGGAGGGAAAGUAGAUUGUCCUAUGAUACUACUCUGUAUUAACAUUACUGAUGCUAUCAGGGCAAGAAAAGUAAAAAGAGUUUUGAUUAUUCAGGCAGCAUUUUUUUUUUCUUUUUGAGAAAGAGUCUCGCUCUGUCACCAGGCACCAGGCUGGAGUGCAGUGGCACAAUCUCGGCUCACUGCAACCUCCACCUCCGAGUUAAGCAAUUCUCCUGCCUCAGCCUCCUGAGUAGCUGGGACUACAGGAGUGUGCCACCAUGCCCAGCUAAUUUCUGUAUUUUUAGUAGAGAUGGGGUUUCACCAUGUUGGCCAAGAUGGUCUUGAUCUCUUGACCUCAUGAUCCACCCACCUCAGCCUCCCAAAGUGCUGGGAUUACAGGCCUCAGGCAGCAUUUUAAAAAACCUGUGAAUUUGUAUCAGUUCUCAUCUAAAUAUUUGGACAUGAGUAUAAAAUGAAAACAUAAGCACAAGUUAUGGUUGUUUUUCAGUUAUCUGUUUUUUUGUUUUGUUUUGUUUUGCUGUACCUUUGCACACUUCCAUUAGUGGGAAUAAUCAGACAUGAACUGUAACUUUACAUGUAUGGUCAUACCUUGCUUAGUGAUGGAGAUACACUGAGAAAUGUCUUCUUAGGUGAUUUCAUCAUUGUGGGAACAUCAUAGAGUGUCCUUACACACACCUAGAUGGCAUAGCCUGCUACACAGCUAAGGAUAUGUAUAUAGCCUAUUGCUCCUAGGCUACAGCAUGUUGUUGUUCUGAAUCUUGUAGGCAAUUGUAACACAAUGGCAAGUGUUUGUGUAUCCAAACAUAGAAAAGAUACUAUAAAAAUAUGUAUAAAGGAUUUUGUAAAAAAUGGUACACCUGGUUGGGUGCAGUGGCUCACGCCUGUAAUCCUAGCACUUUAGGAGGCUGAGGCAGGUGGAUUGCUUGAGCCCAGGAGUUCAAGACCAGCCUGGGCAACAUGGCAAAAUCCCGUCUCCACUAAAAAUACAAAAACUGAGGUUGGAGGGUCACCUGAGCCUGGGAUAUCAAGUCUGCAAUGAGUGGUGCAUGAUCACACCACUGCACUCCAGACUGGGUGACAGUAACACGCUAUCUCAAAAAAAAAAAUUUUUUUUUAAUGGUACACCUGUAUGGGGCACUUACUAAUGGAACUUACAGGACUGGAAGUUGCUCUGGAUGAGUCAGUGGUGAUUGAAUGUAAAGGCUUAGGACAUUACUAUACACUACUGUAGACUUUAUAAACACUGUUCACUUAGGCUAUAAGAAAUUUAUAAAAAAUAUUUUUCUUCUGGCUGGGUGUGGUGGCUCAUGCCUGUAAUCCCAGCACUAUGGGAGGCUGAGGUGGACGGACCAGCCAGGCAAACAUGGUUAAACCCCAUCUCUACUAAAAAUACAAAAAUUUGCCAGGUGUGGUGGCACAUGCCUGUAGUCCUAGCUACCUGAGAGGCUGAGGCAGGAGAAUUUCUUGAACUCAGGAGGCAGAGGUUACAGUGAGCCAAGAUUGCACCACUGUACUCCAGCUGGGAGACAGAGCAAGACUCUGUCUCAAAAAUAAGAAAAAUUUUUCUAUAAUUUUUAUAGAAAUAAUAAAAAAUUAACCUUAGUUUACUGUAAAUUUCUACUUUAGAAACUUUUUGAUUUAAAAACAAUUUUUGGACUCUUCUAGUAAUAACAGCUUAAAACACAAACACAUUGUACAGCUAUACAAAAAUAUUUAUAUCCAUAAGCUUUUAUCUAUUUAAAUUUUGAAUUUUUAAACUUUUUGGUCAAAAACAAAGACAAACAUACUAGCCUAGGCAUAUGCCAGGUCAGGAUCAAGACAUUCCUAUCAGGUGACAGGAAUUUUUCAACUCCAUUAUAAUCUAUGGGGCCACCAUCAUAUAUAUGGUAUGAUGACCGAACCAUCAUUAUGUGGUGCUGUGACUAUAUAAUUUGCGUCAAUACUGCUCAAUGUGCCAUAUUUAAAUUUACAUGACUAUAUUGUGACAUUCUUUGCAAAAUAAAGUUUAUUUGGGAAAUACUGA
Messenger RNA from Callithrix jacchus (white-tufted-ear marmoset), 4961 nucleotides. RefSeq names its product FKBP prolyl isomerase 14 (gene FKBP14). NCBI's taxonomy places the organism in Eukaryota, Metazoa, Chordata, Mammalia, Primates, Cebidae. The record is from RefSeq and is a predicted model, not a curated record. Gene Ontology annotation, molecular function: calcium ion binding; peptidyl-prolyl cis-trans isomerase activity.